AUGGCUCCGCUCCUAACCAAGACCCUAGCCUCACUGGUUCUGGGCGCUGCUGUCGCCCAAGCCCAGCUCUGGGACAAGGUUAUCCAAACCUCCUACGGACCUGUUGAGGGUUAUGAAUACUUCAACCAAUCUACUCUGGACAAGUACUUCGGUGGUGCCGAAUCUAACGUAGCUGCUUUCUUGGGUAUUCCCUUCGCUGCCGAUACUGGAUAUCAGAACCGCUGGAGGGCUCCCCAGCCCCGGGAACCAUGGAAUGAAACCCUGAAGGCCACUGACUUCGGUCCUGCCUGCCCUACUUCCGCCAAUUCCUACAUCAGCGAGGACUGUCUCAGUCUCAACAUUUGGACCAACGCCAAGACAGCCGAUUCCAAGCUCCCCGUCAUGGUUUGGAACCAGGGCUCCGAUGAGACCAGUGACAACACUUGGUGGUAUGGAGGUGGUAUGGCCUUGAAGGACGUUAUUCUCGUCAGCUUCAACCGUCGUGAUGAUGCGUUCGGUUACCUAGCCACCCCUGAGCUGAAUGAGGAAGGUUACAAAGCUACCGGCCACCAGACCUCUGGAAACUACGGCAUUUUGGACCAGCUGGAGGUUCUUAAGUGGGUUCAGAAGAACAUUGCCAAGUUCGGUGGUGAUCCUGACCGCGUAGUUGUUGCCGGCCAGUCCUUCGGCUCUUCCCAGGUUUACCAUGCGGUCAACAGUCCUCUCUUCACUGGCUACUUCCACGGUGGUAUCUCCCAGUCCGGUAUCAGAUACCCCUAUGACACUAUGCUGGCCGGUCUUGCUACCUCAUACGUCAACAUGUCCACUGCCAUCUCCAACAGCGCCAGCUACAUCAGCGCCCACAAUGUUUCUACCAUCGCGGAGAUGCGCACUCUGUCCAUGGAGAGCUUGAUCGAAGGUGCCUCUGACCGAGUCACCAACAGCUCUAUUUGGUGGGUUACCGCGCUCUCUGCCGGUUACCCUCUGAUUUUCAAGCCCGUUCUCGACAACUAUGUGCUGCCUUCCAAGUACAUCGAGUCGUUGAUCAAUGGCCCUGCCAACGAUGUUCCCGUCAUCACCGGUAACACCAAGGAUGAGUCUGGAGCUUCGACCACUACCGACUACACUGCAGCCGAGUACAACUACUACUGCGGACUCAAGUAUGGCAAUCUUUCCAGCGAAUAUUUCAAGCUCUACCCAGCCCAUAACAACGAGACCAUUGCCUCGGAAGCCUGGAAUGCCGCUGCCGAUGACCUCUCGCUCGUUGGUUCAUGGGCCUUCGCAACUGAAUGGUACAAGUCCGCUACCUCCGACUUCUACACCUACUACUGGACCCACGCGCCCCCCGGUCAGAGCCAGGGUGCGUUCCACCAGUCUGAGAUCAUGUAUGCACUCAACGCUCUCUACGCCAAUGACGAAACCUACCCAUUCACCGAGGUCGACUACCAGAUCCAGGAGAAGAUGUCCGCUUACUGGGCCAACUUUGCGAAGACUCUCAACCCCAACAACGGUGGCUCCUAUAAUGGCAGCAAGGUGUUGCCCCGCUGGAGCCCUAACAGUGCUAAUGGCACUCAGGUUGUCAUGGAGCUUGGAAACAAGUUCAAGAGUGUGUCCGUUGCUGACCCAAAGCGGGUGAAGUUCAUGAUGGACUACUUCCACCAGCAGGUCCCUUACUAG
This is a messenger RNA of Penicillium soppii, 1656 nucleotides long. RefSeq lists its product as uncharacterized. Lineage: Eukaryota; Fungi; Ascomycota; Eurotiomycetes; Eurotiales; Aspergillaceae. The transcript has a single exon. The record is from RefSeq and is a predicted model, not a curated record. Bases 1 to 1656 code for a protein of 551 amino acids.